AUAAAGCUCGUUUAGAAUUGCGAUGUUCGAAAGAUCUCUCCUUUGUUCCAAUAUCCCUAGAUAUUAAAGUACCAAUUCUGCUUUCUUGGUUUUUUCGGGGGCUUAGAAAGCAUCAAUUCAUAGAUCAAAACCCAAGAAAGGCAAAGGCAGAGAAACAAUGACCAAUUCUUCACAGGAAAUGGCUGAUGUGGAAUCUGGAAUCCCGAAGGUACAGCAAGAACCAUCCGAGGCUCUCCGGAUCGUGGUCGAGAACACCGGGGCCGAAAACGUACCCAAAGAUGAGCCGAGCGUGUCCUCAUCCGAGCGUGUCGACCCCACCAUAGAGGAGCUCGAGCAACCUCGCCAGGACGACGUGGAGUCCUCAUCGGCAAAGGUCUCCAUUUGCCGGAUCCCGCACUAUCUCCAGGAUGGCGACGAGAAGGCCUAUGUCCCCCAGAUCGUCUCCCUCGGGCCGUACCACCAGGGCGGGGAGCACCUCCGCCUUAUGGAGCAGCACAAGUUGCGCUGCUUGCACCAGAUCCUCGAGCGCUCCCAUCACGAGAAGUGCCUCUAUCUGGACUCGGUGAAGGAGGUCGAGCAGAGAGCUCGCGCCUGCUAUGAGGGAACGAUAUUCAUGAGCAGCGACGACUUCGUGCAGAUGAUGGUUCUCGAUGGGUGUUUUGUGAUCGAGCUAUUCCGGGGAGUCGACGAGGGGUUCGAGAAACUGGGCUACCCUUGCAAUGACCCUGUCUUCUCAAAGUGGGGAUCGAUGCUCAAUAUCCAGAUCCAGCGCGACAUGAUCUUGCUCGAGAAUCAGAUCCCGCUCUUUAUACUCGACCGGCUGCUCAGCCUCCAGCUCGGCGUCCCCUACCAAAAGGGGCGCGUGGUCAAGCUGGCGCUCCAGUUCUUCUCCCCCCUGACCCAGAUUAGCGGAGACAUGGUGAAGUCGGACUCGUCAUCCGACCAGUGCGGGCUCCAUUGCCUCGAUGUGUUCUGGCGGAGCCUCCUGCCUUCGGGCCUGUACCGAGUGAGGACCCAGGGGUGGCGGCAGAACCGGCAACACCUCAUGCGCUGCGUGACUGUGCUCCGGGAAGCCGGGAUCAAGUUGUGCAACCGAUAUACGAACACUUUGGGGGACAUCAAGUUCAACCUCGAGGACGGGAUCCUCCAGAUCCCCCGGCUUGGGAUCCACGAAGGGACGAGGUCGCUCUUUCUCAACUUGAUAGCCUUCGAGCGGUCUCACUUCGAUUGCAGCAACGACGUCACCUCGUACGUAAUCUUCAUGCACAACUUGAUCGACUCCCCCGAGGACGUCGAGUAUCUCCGCAACCGCGGGAUCAUCGACCACUGCCUUGGGAGCGACGCCGAGGUCGCUGACCUCUUCAACCGGCUUUGCCAGGGGGUGGCCUUUGACGUCAGUGACAGUUAUCUCUUUCGACUGUCUUUGGAUGUGAAAUAUUACUGCGACUGGGGAUCCCCUCUUUUCCAUAGAGCCGGUAGAGGCAGAGGAGUUAGGAUCGCAAUGUUUUGCGAGCUCGUUUUCCGUUUUCUCGCCCAUCAGCUCGCUCGCAAGUGGAGAGCCUGGGUAGCCGUUCUCAAGAACAAGUACUUCGACAAUCCCUGGUCAAUCAUUUCCUUAAUUGCUGCUUUCAUUUUGCUUGUGCUUACUUUCUUACAGGCCCUUUAUGCAGUCUAUGGCUACUACAUGCCGCGCUCUUGAUUUCUCACGUAGUGGAGGAAAUUAUCUGACACGUAAAUGUCGAACAGGAUUAAUUUAAUUAAAUUAUGUGGGGGCAAUUUCUUUUGUAUUUUCUUUUAGUUUUAUUUUUAUUUAUUUUUUGGCUAAUCCCAAUCCUAAGGUCAAUCAUGGAUAAAGGACUAUAUUUUCCCCCUCUCGCAAUAAAUAAAAUCCUAGAUUGUGCC
Molecule: messenger RNA, 1902 nt
Organism: Syzygium oleosum
Lineage: Eukaryota; Viridiplantae; Streptophyta; Magnoliopsida; Myrtales; Myrtaceae
Product: UPF0481 protein At3g47200-like
Exons: 1
Coding region: 158-1699 (513 amino acids)
Source: RefSeq, a predicted model, not a curated record